AUGCUCUUCGAAAAUUUGCAAUCUGGCACAAUAUUUUCUCGGAGAGUUUUCAGUAAUAAUAGUCGUCGCCUCUUAACUGGUUUGGCCGGAAUUCAGCUGGGCGCUGCUGUUGCAGUUAUCUCAGACAAGGAACUUAAUAAGAAGCCUAGCUGGUACCCCUUUUUACUAUUUUUAACUCAGGCAAUAACGCUGAAGGAACUUUAUUUAAUGCCGGCAGAAUCCUUAGAAACUAGUCCAAUGCUGCAUUUUGCAUCUAACUUACAAUUCUUCAAAAAGUAUAAAGAUGCUGUCCACGAACUUGAAUUGGCCAUAAAGCGAACCAGUAAUUACAAUAUUAUUGAAAACGAGUCUGUUGUUGAUCAAGCCAAAAAUGCCUUAGAGAAAUUUGCGAACUUGAACAAUCCUGAACUGUUGUGGCGCUUAACUCGUGUUUUGGUUGAGAAGGCAGAACUGGCGGCCAACGAACGCGACAGAGAAGCAUAUUUAAGAGAGGCCGUCAAAGUUGGCAGUAGAGCUGUUCAUUAUGAAGCCAAACCACUCGCAGGUAUCCACAAGUGGUAUGCUAUGGCCUUGGUUAAGUUGAUGCGAUAUGAUAUGAGACUUCGAAGAUCCAGUCGACAUCUUGUGCUAGAACAUGUGCAAAAAGCUUUAGAUUUAAACCCGCUUGAUCCUUACGUAUGGCAAUUUCUAGGUGUAGAAAAACUCUACCAUAAAAAUUAUGAAGAAGCUCUGAAGUGUUUUGAUAAGGCUGAAGAAUUGCAGCCGGAAAUUGGAUCAGCGAACCACUAUUACAGGGGUAAAACCUACUUGGUAUUAAAAGAUAAAGCGAAAGCGAUUGAUGAGUUGAAGGCUGUUUUUAAAGCUCCAGCGAGAUGCAGGGACGACCUACGUGCUCGAAUCGAUGCAAGAGGAAUGCUUAAUAGGCUUAAAAUAGACCGAGAAGAUUACGAUCCAAUUGUGAAACCGUACUAA
Messenger RNA from Enterobius vermicularis (human pinworm), 972 nucleotides. The record is from the annotation of a GenBank genome assembly. NCBI's taxonomy places the organism in Eukaryota, Metazoa, Nematoda, Chromadorea, Rhabditida, Oxyuridae.